AUGACGGAAAACGGUAACGCCCAUAAGAAGUCCUUCAAUGGAACAUAUGGAAAUUUUGGAAAGAUUAAACAAAAUGAUGAGGCCAAUAAUAAGAAAACAAAGACAAAUAUUAAAGCUGCCAGUAUCACUCCCGAAGAACCAGUGAACGUGAUGUGCGUUAAAGAAAAGCAGAAGAACGGUUUGCCGCAUCUGGAGGCGGUUUCGCGAGUCGCCGCCAUACCUAUCGUCGAGUCGGGCAUCGAUGUGGCUGAAAGGAUAUACUUUAGGGUCAGAGAGUCGAACCCGCUCAUCCGUUGGUACUUAUCGCUGGGUGAACGUUCGAUCUCAACGGGCGUGCAGCUGGCGCUCCCAGCAGUUCAAAUGCUGGAGACGCCCAUCCAGCAACUGGAUAAGUUACUUUGCAAGUCACUGGACGUGGUGGAGAAGACAGUUCCCUCCAUCUAUUUGCCGCCCCAGGCGUUGUACUCAGAGACCAGGCAGUAUGUCGUGAGGCGCGCCGACUCGGUGAAGCAGUUGGGCACGACGGUGACCAACGCGACGGCAACCGCCCUGGAGCGCGCCCUCACCACCGCCGACAAAUACGUCGACAGGUACCUGCCACCUGACUGCCUGGAUGCCACCGACGUGACCAGCGCCGAGAGCGAGGAGGCGUUGGUGGUCGGCGGUGCGGGGGCGGGAGUGCAGGCGGUGCAGCGCAGCGCGCGGCUCGGCAGGAAGCUGCAACGCCGCCUCACCAGGCAGGCGCUGGCGGAAGCGAAGGCCAUCAAGGAACAGAUACACGUCCUCGUCUACGUCGCCGAACUGAUCGCGACGGACCCGGUCCUCGCGUGGAAAAAGGCCAAGGAGCUGUACGAAUCGCUGAGCCAGCCAGAGCCAGAGAACCAGGCACGGCCCGCCACCGUCGAGGAACUGUUGGUGCUACUAGCACGCGAGGCAGCCCGUCGCCUAGUGCAUUUGGCCAACUACACACGCGCAGAUCUGCCCAGGAAUAUGCGCCAGGGAAUGUCGCUCUUAUCAAAACAUUUGUCAUCAGCAGCCGACGCAUUAAUUAAAUCAUUGCCCGUGGAAACUGCUAUAAGUGAGGUCCGUAAUUGGCGUAUAAAAUUGAAAGCCUUCUUGCUGCAGAUGCAAGACACUUCCAAAACUUAUCUGGAACAACUGGCAAUAUUUUUAGCGGGCAACGAAGAGCGGGAAAAGAUCGCACCACGGUCGACGUAUGGACAAAAAGAUGAUUUAACAGCGAUCAAUGGUCACAAC
Molecule: messenger RNA, 1257 nt
Organism: Iphiclides podalirius (scarce swallowtail)
Lineage: Eukaryota; Metazoa; Arthropoda; Insecta; Lepidoptera; Papilionidae
Source: the annotation of a GenBank genome assembly